Rotaria sordida is the source of this 1875-nucleotide messenger RNA. The record is from the annotation of a GenBank genome assembly. Lineage: Eukaryota; Metazoa; Rotifera; Eurotatoria; Philodinida; Philodinidae.
AUGAUAAAUACAUUCGAAAAUUUGUCAAAUGAAAUAAUUCUUCUAAUAUUUUCUGAAAUAAAAUGGUUCGAAAUGAUUGAAUCAUUUUGGUCAUUAAAUAAACGAUUUAAUUCUCUUAUUUAUUUUAAAUUUUCAAUAAAUCGUAAUGAAAUUAUUAUUAAUAAAAGAUGUUUAUCUUUCAAUUAUAAAAAAAUUCUUCGUUUUGUUAAUUUGAAAAAACUUAUUCUUAAUGAAUGUUAUUUAACAUUGAGAUUAAUUGAAAAUUUAUCAUUACUUAUUGAAUAUCAAUUAGAUGAAUUAAUAUUAACAUUUGAUGAUGAUAUCUUCAAAUCGUGUCUAUUAGAAAAAACUCCUCGAAUGUUUCGUUAUGAUCAAGAAUCAAAAUUGACGUUGAUGUUCAGAGAAUUUGUGCAUAAACUUUUAUCUGAUAAAUGUAAAUUAAUUUCUCUUGAUCUUGAUAUGUCAAAUGACAAUACUACUGUUAAUAUUCAUCAAUGUUUUUCAUUAUAUUCUGAUAUUUAUUUAAAGAAAAUUACCAAUAAAUUUGUUACAUCCUGUACAAGUCUUCGUUAUUUAAGUAUUCAUUUAAUUUAUGGUUAUUUUCUUGAAAAUAUUAUUGAACAUAUACCGUCCCUUGAAAUUCUCUCAGUUAUAUUCAAAAAUACAUUAAUGAAUGAAUGGUAUUCAUAUGAACCAUCAAUCAAAAGAUGUUCAUCAAAUAUUUUCAAUUGGUAUGAGAAGAUACCAAAAUUAAAAUAUUUUUCUUUAAAAAGUAGAAUUAUCGGUGAUGAUGAAUUAAUUUAUUUAAAAUUGAUUAUUAAUAAAGUUAAUUAUAUUGAAAAAUUAAAAAUUCGUCUUAAUAUAAAAGAAUCAAUGAAUGAUAAUUGUAUCAUUGAUGGAAAUUUUCUUGAUAAAUAUUUAAUGAUUAAUAUAUUAAAUAAUUUAAUUGAUUUUGAUUUUUAUAUUGUAUCAAAAUGUAAAAUGUUAUUUUCAAAUGAUAUUCAAAAAAUAAUUAAUUCAUUUAAAAUUCAUCGAUUUUUUAAUGAUUAUCAUUGGAAAAAUAUUCAAUGCUUUUUUGAUAAAAAUAUGUCAUAUCAACAUAUAUCAUCAAAUGAAAUUAUUUUUAAACCAAAAUAUUUUUGUGGUAUUAUAGAUUAUCCUACUAUUUUCGAUUGGCAAUUUGUCAAAUAUAUUUCCGUUGGUUUAUGUUCAUCAAUUUAUUUAUUUCUCAAACAAUUUGAUGACAUAUUUCCUCACAUAAAUUCUAUUCAAUUUAAUAUGGCAUAUCACGACAAAUCUAUCAAUCGAAAUAAAUUACGUGCACAAGUACUUGCAUAUCUUAUUUCAAUGCCAGUUCGGUUGGUUUAUCUUCGAAUCGAACAAUUCGAAUGGUUUUUACAUCUUAUUCAAUAUGCAUCCGAUAAACUCAAAAAAAAUGCAUUGAGUACCAUUCGACAUGCUGAAUUUUGUCUUAAUAGUUGUCAUGCUGGUUCAAAUGAAUCAAUUGAUAUAGGACAAAAUUUGGUACCUCUUCUCGGUACUCAUAUGCCCUAUUUGCAAACAUUACGGUUAUGGCGAGCUGAUGAUUUUCCUUGGACAUCAAUUCGACCAAAAUAUCGCGAGGGAUAUAGAUGUCAAGUUAUGAGUAGAAAAUGGAUAGAAUCUUUACGAACAUCUGAAUCAAUUGUUAAACAUGUUACUGUCUUUGAAGAAAAUCUUUGUCAAUUGGUUGAACAAUUAAAACAAUUUGUUUAUCUCGAUAUUUAUGGACAAACUGAUCAGGAAAAAAUCGAACCUUAUCGUUCUAUGGUUCACAAAUCUUUUCCUAAUAGUCGACUUAUUAUCGACAUAUCAAGAUUUCGUCUUUGGUUUUGA